GCGCUGAGGCGAUGGCGGCCGCGCUGGGCCGCUUGUGGCCGCGCGGCGCCGGUCGCAGUCUCUUUCUCUCGCAGCAAGCUGCGGUUUCUCCUUGUCUCCGGGCUUUUUCGGUCCUUGCGRGUUCCGUGGAGCAGCCUCCAAGGAGCAGCCUCUCCCCGGCGCCCGUGGGCCUCUGCCAAGGCCUGGCGGGCGCCGCGUCCGCCUGGAGCCUGCAGCAGGUCCGCACGAAGGCGCGCGGCAACACGUACCAGCCCAACAACCGCAAGCGCAAGCGCACGCACGGCUGGGUCAAGCGCAUCAGCACCCCGGCCGGCAUCGAGGUCAUCCUGCGGCGCAUGCUCAAGGGCAGGAAGUCCCUGAGCCACUGAGCGCCACCGCCGUGAGGCCCCGUGUCACGGAGUGCCGAGGAAUCCAGCCCUUCCUCCGAGAAAAACUGCUCCCCUGCAUCAUGGAAUGCCGAGGAAUCCAGCCUUUCCUGCAAGGAACACUGUGCUGAGCAGCAGCAACCAACUGUGUCUCUCCCACUAGGAAUGUGCGAGGAGUUGCGCGGGUUGAGGGCAGCCUUUGAGGACUCAUUAGUGGCUGCUGUUUAAUUGUAAAUUAGUGUGACUUGUAAGCA
Nothoprocta perdicaria is the source of this 619-nucleotide messenger RNA. It is a transcript of the gene MRPL34, whose product is annotated as mitochondrial ribosomal protein L34. Bases 12 to 368 code for a protein of 118 amino acids. Gene Ontology annotation, biological process: translation. Lineage: Eukaryota; Metazoa; Chordata; Aves; Tinamiformes; Tinamidae. The transcript has 2 exons. Gene Ontology annotation, molecular function: structural constituent of ribosome. Gene Ontology annotation, cellular component: ribosome; mitochondrial large ribosomal subunit. The record is from RefSeq and is a predicted model, not a curated record.